Microthlaspi erraticum is the source of this 327-nucleotide messenger RNA. The record is from the annotation of a GenBank genome assembly. NCBI's taxonomy places the organism in Eukaryota, Viridiplantae, Streptophyta, Magnoliopsida, Brassicales, Brassicaceae.
AUGUUUGAUUUUAUAAAAAAAGCCCCAAAUCUCCUAUGGCUUCAAGCAGAAGCCCUAGAAACGACGACGAGCCAAACGAAACCGGAGCCGCCUUCCGCCUCGAACAUCGUCUCCUCUCAACCACAGACGACGCCUCGGAGCGCAAGUUUUGUUCCACGGGAACUGAGUAGUGGACGGAAAUGCUGCCUUCGAAUGAGAUCUGCUGCUGCUGCUGGUGCUCUUGGUAGAUUAGCAGCCGAUGAUGUGGUUGCAGACGAGCAAGGGCUUCGUGGAAUCCCGAUCUCUCAGGCGUUCGCCGAUGAGGCCCCGGCAGCGAGAUUUGCUUAA